Xyrauchen texanus (razorback sucker) is the source of this 1309-nucleotide messenger RNA. Its product is annotated as transmembrane protein 238-like. Bases 83 to 652 code for a protein of 189 amino acids. The record is from RefSeq and is a predicted model, not a curated record. NCBI's taxonomy places the organism in Eukaryota, Metazoa, Chordata, Actinopteri, Cypriniformes, Catostomidae. The transcript has 2 exons.
AGGUGUAUUCUAUAGGUGUAAAUGCCAGUCGUGAAGAAUAAGUUCACAUUUUCCAGCCGUUUCAUGCGGACUCAAGUGUACAAUGGCCCCAAAGUGUAUUGGGGAUUGUGCUGGUUUAUUUGUCCUUGGGAUUGCAUUUGAUAUCACCGGGUUCGCCUUACUUUUAGUCGGUAUUUUUGCCAAUCUGCGUUUAAAUGGUACAUUUUACGGAGACUUCCUAAUCUAUACAGGCUCAAUAGUGGUUUUUCUCAGUCUCUUCUGGUGGAUCAUGUGGUACACGGGGAAUAUUAAAGUUUCCUCCGAGGACCUCGAGAAAAGCACUCUGGAUAAUUUUGCGCACUGGGCGCAGAAGCUCUCCAAACGACUAUCCAAAAGCGGGAUGAAGACACUGGAAGCCAAAGAGAAGAGCAUUGGUUACGGCAAGAAAUCAGUGAAUGGCGAUGUGACAACUCUUACGCCAUCGCGGAUAACUUGGGACAAUUCGGGAACGGCUGGAUGUGUCAAUAAUGCUUACGACCGAAGCUCUGAUCUGCCACCAAAAGAGAGGACAGAGGAGCUUGAGAUUCUGAAGAACUCCGAGAUGUUUCUAAAGAGCAACGCGAAUGGUAAGCAGAAAGAUGUGCAUUUUGAUUCUCUAUUGUCAAGAGUCUAAGUAAGAUGAGGAGAACCAGAUAGACUGGAAUGUUUUAAACCAAGCCUACAUUUCUGGACUGGCAGAUUAAUGAAGUCAUUAAUCAGGGAAAUUAUUUUAUAUAUAUAUAUAUAUAUAUAUAUAAAAUACAUUUAUAAGGGUACUUUGCACAUUUUAAUUUAUAAUUACUGAAAUAUAACUAUGCAUUUCAGAUUUUAUGAAUAUUUUCAUCUUUAUUGAAGAGUUUUAGAAAAUGAUAGUUAAAUUAUUUUGGUAUUAUUGUAUCCUCUGGUUGUCAUUUUGUUUUCUACUGUAUUAGCUUUUUAUUACUUAAGCCUAAAUCUCAUUUGAUAUAUAUGUGAUAUAAUUUAGCUUCACAUUUUCACACGUUGUACAGAUCUGUAAAAUUUUAAGUAGGUCAUUUAAUGUUCCAAAAUAAAUUUUAAAAUGUAGUAGUAUAACUAUUUAAAAAAUAUGUAUAUUUCCAAAACACAAUAUUGAAGAACCCACAACCAGUGCUUGAAACUAAUGGAGCUAUCGUAUGCAUUAUUUUACAUAAACCAUUUUUUAAUGGCUUUUAAUUAGUAUGCAAAAUCACCUUUGUUUCUGUUUUCAAUUCUUUACUAGUCAUAUGCAGUUGUACUUGAACUGUUUGUGAACACAAGUAUUGCUAAAUAU